AUGAGUUUCUUCAUGCAACAGCCCGUAGCCAACCAGGCUAGUAAUGGGAUGCCACUAAACUGGCAUGCCAUAGCCAUAGCCGUGCAGGGCGUGCAAGGCACCCUAAAUGAGAUGAUCAGAGAGGAGCGCAAAGGGAUAGUCACCGAUCUCGAGCGCAUCCUCAAGAAAGCCCUAAGGCUAGGAGUUGAAGUGAGUCCCACAGCCCUAAGCCGGGUCGGGAUCGAGAUGAAGUAUCUGCCCCUCGCCUGGGAACAUACGAUCAUAGAUCCCCAGAGCCUGAACACAGAUUUCUUCUUCAAGCCCAUGCCAACGGAAACCAUCCAAAAGCAUGCACCGAUCCUGGUCCCUGCUGACGACUCUGGGCAUGUCCUGAACGUUGUGGACAGCCAAGGUCUGGCCCAGAAUUCGGGGGACGCCCCGGAAUCUGUCCAGGUCGAACAAGACAAGACCUCAGACGACGAUGGGAACGUGGAAUCGGACGGUGAUGUCCUUCCGGUACAUGACUGUGAAGAAUGCCAGGCUCUCUCCCGGCUGGCCGAGAUAGAGGAUCAGGUAGAGCUCACAACUCACUGGCCUGUCCUGGACUCUCGUGCCGCCGUGGACAGCCUUCACAUUAACACAGCAUUCAAAGUUUGGUGGACAUUUGCCGAAUUAGACAGGCAAUGUCCCCCGAGGAACGAUGUCAUCAGUCUCGUCAACGCCACAAACUGGCGCGACCCGUUACGGCUUCAAAAGCCACACAACGUUUUUGGCCGCUACACAAAUGCAGACUCCGAAAUCACCGUGCCCCGGGAGUACACUCCCACCCAUCGGUGGUUCGUUCAGAGUGUCUUUGUCGCGACAGAGGGUGAGCCUCACGAACAGUUUAUCGUGGCGAGCCCCGGCCCUGACGACUUUUCCGGCGGCCUUGUACACAGCGAGAUCAUAACCAUCCUCACGGCGAUGAUCACGCGGUACAAGAGCGGCCGUCCGCAUAUCAAAAGGCAGAAGGUCAUGCCAGUUAUGCUCAUCUCUGUCAUCAGGAACGUUGUCCGGGUUGUCCAGGCCCACUACAACGGACAAAAUGUCGUUUUUAGGGUUUCCCAGGCCAACAACCCUGAGAUGAUGGCAGAGGCGAACGGGUAUGAGCUUUUCGCCAGGUAUCUUGCGUCAACCCCUGUUGGAGAUACCGAGGACUACCCCAUGGCCAUGCCAGAACUACAGCAGGCAUGGGGAUUCAAGAGGACAAGUGAAGAAGCCGAUCUCGAGGACGAGGCCUUGCCUCCUGUCAAGAAACCUCGACUCGGCAUUGGAGCUUGCUGA
This is a messenger RNA of Aspergillus puulaauensis, 1302 nucleotides long. RefSeq lists its product as uncharacterized. The record is from RefSeq and is a predicted model, not a curated record. The coding region runs from base 1 to 1302 and encodes 433 amino acids. Lineage: Eukaryota; Fungi; Ascomycota; Eurotiomycetes; Eurotiales; Aspergillaceae. The transcript has 4 exons.